Meriones unguiculatus (Mongolian gerbil) is the source of this 3372-nucleotide messenger RNA. It is a transcript of the gene Pskh1, whose product is annotated as protein serine kinase H1. Gene Ontology annotation, molecular function: protein kinase activity; ATP binding. The coding region runs from base 198 to 1472 and encodes 424 amino acids. Gene Ontology annotation, biological process: protein phosphorylation. The record is from RefSeq and is a predicted model, not a curated record. NCBI's taxonomy places the organism in Eukaryota, Metazoa, Chordata, Mammalia, Rodentia, Muridae. The transcript is spliced from 3 exons.
UGUCGGGCGCGCGCGGCGAUGACGUCAGGACGCUGACGCGGGAGGAUGGCGGCGGCGCCCGCGGCCUGGGCUGGGAGGCGGUGGGCUGAGCCGCCGAGACUCCGAAGAGCCUGCCGCCCGCGCGAGGUGUAGACGGGACCACUGCCUACAGAGCAGGUCCUGCCAGCCUCGCUGGAGAGGAUGCCCCCGUGUCAGUGAUGGGCUGUGGGACAAGCAAGGUCCUUCCUGAGCCACCCAAGGAUGUGCAGCUGGAUCUGGUCAAGAAAGUGGAGCCAUUCAGUGGCACUAAGAAUGAUGUAUACAAGCACUUCAUCACAGAGGUGGACAGCGUUAGCCCUCUCAAAGCUGGGUCUCCAGCUACCAGUCAAUAUGCACCUCCCUGCCCUGGUGUUCCCACUUCUGGCCACACAGAGCCUCCUUCAGAACCACCACGCAGGGCCAGGGUGGCAAAGUACAGGGCCAAAUUUGACCCACGUGUGACAGCUAAGUAUGAUAUCAAGGCCCUGAUUGGCCGAGGCAGCUUUAGCCGAGUGGUACGUGUGGAACACCGGGCAACCCGACAGCCAUAUGCUAUCAAGAUGAUCGAGACCAAGUAUCGAGAAGGGCGGGAGGUGUGUGAGUCUGAGCUCCGAGUGCUGCGCCGGGUACGCCAUGCCAACAUCAUCCAGCUGGUGGAAGUGUUUGAGACACAGGAGCGUGUAUAUAUGGUGAUGGAGCUGGCCACUGGUGGUGAGCUCUUUGACCGGAUUAUUGCCAAGGGUUCUUUCACUGAGCGGGAUGCCACAAGAGUGCUGCAAAUGGUACUAGAUGGUGUCCGGUAUCUGCAUGCCCUUGGCAUCACACACCGAGACCUCAAGCCUGAGAAUCUCCUCUACUACCACCCGGGCACUGACUCCAAAAUCAUCAUCACUGACUUUGGCUUGGCCAGUGCCCGAAAGAAGGGUGAUGACUGCCUGAUGAAGACCACUUGUGGCACACCUGAAUACAUUGCGCCUGAGGUCCUGGUUCGAAAACCCUACACCAAUUCCGUGGAUAUGUGGGCACUGGGUGUCAUUGCCUACAUCCUGCUCAGUGGCACUAUGCCCUUUGAGGAUGACAACCGUACCCGGCUAUACCGGCAGAUCCUCAGGGGCAAAUACAGUUAUUUGGGGGAGCCCUGGCCUAGUGUAUCUAAUCUGGCCAAGGACUUCAUUGACCGGCUGCUGACAGUGGACCCUGGAGCCCGGAUGACUGCACUACAAGCCCUAAGACACCCAUGGGUAGUAAGCAUGGCAGCCUCUUCAUCCAUGAAGAAUCUCCACCGAUCCAUCUCUCAGAAUCUCCUCAAGCGUGCUUCUUCUCGUUGCCAGAGCACCAAAUCCUCCCAGUCCACACGUUCCAGCCGCUCCACACGCUCCAACAAGUCUCGCCGUGUUAGGGAGCGCGAACUGCGGGAGCUCAACCUGCGCUAUCAGCAGCAGUAUAACGGCUGAGCCGUCAGCGCUGACAUGGACGCACUACCGUCUGGCCACUCUCUGCGUGUCACCUGGGCUCGAUCCCUUCUCUCCAGCGAGGCCUCAGGGCCAGCAGCAGGCAGCAUGUCUGGACCCAGCUCCUCUCUAUACCUUUAGCAGCUGCCCACCUACCUUGCCUGCUAUGAUGGAAUGGUGGCCCCAGGCCACCUGAACUGGGACCUGGGAGGCAGCUGCUCUGUUUGAGUUGGGAAAAGGUGCAGGACCCAGUCCCCACUGGUCUCCUUAAUGUUUGCCUCUUCCUUGGACCAAAGGGACCUACAGUGUAGGGUAGAAAGGGUCCUAUGGCUCAGGACUCUUUUAAUCCAUUACUUUUAUUAACCCCUUUUUAUCCACAAAGCAUCCGUCUAGCUCCCAUAUUCGCUGCCAUGCUAAUCCUUAAGGGUGUGCUCCAGUGGGAGGUCUAGCUUUUGCUGUAGCUGGAUUGCCAGCCCCGGGUGCCUCAUUAGUCCCUUAGCUCCAGUUAGAUCCAAGUGACCCCACCAUUUCCCUUAGUCAAGAUCUAUCUUCAUUGUACCACCAGGGACCCCUUCUAGCCCCCAGACUCGUCAGCACCUCUGGUGUAGGACUGUGACAUGGACCUUUACGCUCAGGCUCCAACCUCUCUAUGAGAGGGAUUCUAUCACCGUCAGUGCCUUUGCAGAGCCUACUACUGUCUCUGUCUCCUACUCGGAUGCUGUUACAUCCCCCAUCUGCCUCCUUCCCAACAGUGAGGGGUUAAAGGGAGCUCAGCUGCUGCUACCUGGGGGAUGGAUGUGCCUGAAAAGGAUUUUCCUCAGAAGUCCAUUGUCAAUCCAUCGUUCUAUCUUUUGGUAUUGCCCUUCGCUGCUCACCUGGAGUAGCCAUGACCUCCUUUAUAGCUUCGUGAUGGCGCCAUCUAGUGUCUAGCCUGGGUAUAGGUGGGGGGGUAGCGGGGAGAGGGAGGGUGGCUGGUGCACCCUUGCAAACCCACAGCCCUCCAAAAGGAAGAGGAAAGAAAGGAGUAGCUGAACUGGGGGAGAGUCCUGGGCUGCUCAACUCCCCUUCUGUUCAGCUUCUCCAAACCUCACCCUGGAACUUAGCCGUACUGUGUUACCUGCCUCUGAACCCUGGGUGCCAUGGGUACUGACUUUGCUGUAAGAGCUGGCCUUGCCCUCUCUGCCCUGUGCCCAUUUCUUUUUCAUAGCAUUAACUUUCCAGGCUGGCCCCACUGAGUCUCAGGCGGGAAGGAGCCCUUCUGGGAGGUAGGGAGGGCUGCAGGGGCUGCUUUCCCAGAGGACUGAGCCACAACAGUCCUUCUAGAUGGUCUCCCCUGCCAUCACCAUAGGAGGCUGGAAUCCAAGCUCCCUCCCUCUGUAGCUGCUUUCAGUGUGUAGAAGGGGCAGGACAGAGCCUAGCAGGGCCUUGGCUAGACUAAGAGCCUCUGUCAGCAGGAAGAGUCUUACUCCACUCAGCUCUGCUCAGGAGGCAGCCUUGAGCUAGGCCCUCUUUUCUACGUAUGCCACCUCCACUGGGAAACCAAACCAAAGAGACCACUCUGUGCCAAGUCAACUGUGCCUUAUAUACCCUCUCCUUACAUCCUUACAUCCCCUGCCCUCUGAAUAGGAGGCAGUGGAGAGCCUGAGCCUCACAGCCUCGGAAUUCCCCCACCUACCAGUUCCCCAGGAAUCUCUGGGGGUGUGAACCAGUGGGGAUUUAUUUUCUCUCUUGCCCAAAGUAGCUCUGGUUGUGAGGGUAGGACAGAGGGAGUUUAGUGUCUUAGGCCUUUGAUAGGUCCACCAGGCCGUCAUGCCAUGGACUGUGGAUGGAGAAUGUGCAGUUAUUUAUUUGUGUACUCUGUAAAUGUAUCUUCUGUAUUCAAUAAACAAGCUGCCCUCCCCCA